GUCAGUAUUUUAAAAUUCAUUUGUACUUGACUUUUUAGGACCCUCUCUAAAGGUCAGACCCCUACUAUCUUUGAAAUUCCAAUUUUUGUUUUAUUUAGUUUUGGAAAAUGAAUUUAACUGUGCUUCCCAUGGGAGCCUGAAACUUUCUAUGUAGCCUGGAGUGGCCAUGAUUGUGUAACCCUCCCAGCCUAGCUUCCACCUAUGUAGUGUAUGUAAUUUUUUAAAUUAAAUGCACAAUAGAGAGUGCAUCUCUGACCUCUCCUCUAGUGUAUAAAGUUGAGUUGAUUUGCUGUGAAACUUUGACACAUUCUUUAGUUUCUCUGGGUGUCAAUGGAUACCUUAGUAAAACAGAAAUUAAAGCCCCUAGCCUCCUUCCCACAGAGGACUGGCCUGAUGAUCCAGAAUGUGUAAUAGGCAGAAUCCAGAGUUCUUUUGCUUCAGGGCUUUCAUGCUGUGUGUGUGUGUGUGUGUGUGUGUGUGUGUGUGUGUGUGUGUGUGUGUGUGACAUUCAUGUUCUUGGCUUUUAUGUGGCGUCCACAGGUAGUACCACCCACAGCCCUCUCUCUAUGUGCUCUCCUUCCUAAGACUCGUCCUAGAUAAGAAUGCAGUGAGCUUUGUGGAGCAGACAGGAGUCUGAAAAUAGUGGCAUAAUGGGGCCAGAGCAGUCACUGAGAACAAAGGGAUUCUAGGCUGCUGUCCCAGAAGUCCUGAUAUAUAUUCAUACAUGAAUCUAGCCUGUAAUCAUGUGAUUAUCCGUCAGCCUUCUAGCCUAUAACAAAUAUAUUCACAACCACACAUUUCAAGACUUACCAAUAAGGAGACCCCAUUUAUGACUUUAUUGCCCAUCCUAUCUUGAUAAAAUGAGCUUCCUCACCACAUUGUACAUGGAGGUGGGAGCAGGCUCUAUGGCCGAACAUCAUACUGCAUAGUUUCUUCCCUAGAGAUAGUUCUACUUUAUGGUUCAGCCUUUAGCCCUGAGUAUGAAGCUGAGUAAACCCUGUGUCUAUAACCAAUACAUUAAAACGUCUUAGAAUUUUAUCAUUUUAUUCUGUGCCAUCCUAAAGUUUUAAGGUUUUUUUUUUUUUUUGGAUGUUGCUCUUUACCUCAGAAAAACCAGCUCUCCCCUGUCCAUUUCCCUGAAAGCUGUCAUAAUAUCUACCAUGGUGAACUGGGAUUUCUUGUCACCAUGUUUAUCUCUUCUGCAGCAGAGAGAUGUAGAUUGUGAACAUGAUCACUGAACAAGUGUCCUCCAUAUCAGAGCCCAAGAUGAACAGUCAGCAGGUCACAGGGAUCCGGGUCCCAUCUUCAAGGAGCCCACAAUCUACUUAGGUACCAGACCAGAGGAACCCCGGCUCAUGUGGCAAUAUGAGAACUGAAAGCUAAGCUUCUCUCAAGGCUAUAAUACUGACUUUCAGAGAAGAUGAACACUAAAACUGGUCUUAACUAAGACAGAGUUCAGUGAGAAUAAAAGAUACUUCAGGCUGAGGAAGAGCCUAAAAGCAGGAAAACGCUGUGUUCGAGGGUCCUGUAAUCAGCCAGUGUGGUUAAACAUGGGGGAGUCCUGGGGGGUAGAAGACUGAUAGGUGGCUUAGGACUUGAUUUAGAAGAAGUUUGAAUGCUAGUCUGAGUCAUUUCUCUAAGGCUUGUUUUUUGGUGUUUCUGAGUUCAGAAUUGCUAACGGUAGUGAACAAUUUCAUAGUUAGUUCUAGGCAGGGUUAAAUUAGGGUGUCAAACCUGGACCCUGAGUUUACCCAUUCAGACCUUGUCAGAGGCCUUCUAGCUACCUAGCUCAGAUUUCUUGCUACUAAAAUUAUCUUCUUGAUUCUUGGCAGUGUUGUAAGGACAAAAUUGUAAACAUAAAAGACAUGUUCAUGUUGUUGGCUAGAUUACCUUAGACAAGCCAUCCCCUCCUCAGGCCCAUUUCCCUGUGCUAUUACUGGGGAAGUUUCAAAGAAACAAAUAAGAUAAAGAAAAUGUUACUUUGUGCGCACUGGAAAACAUACAAAGUUACGGUAAGAUCAUUAAAACAGACUUCCACUAAUUAUGUGACUUACUAGGAUUAAGAGACUCAUGUCUUGCAAAGUCUCUUUCUGAGACUCUAGGAGUUAUCUGCUAAUCUGGAAAAAACUCAUUAUAUUGUAUUUUUUACUUUAAAUUGAUACAUAAUUGUUUAUACUUGUGUGGUACAGUGCAUGUAUAUAAUGUACAAUGGUUAAUAGCUUUAUGUAUCACCUCAAAUAUCUAUCAUUUCUCCUUUCCACCAGCUAUAUUGAAGUAUCCAAUUAUCUGUUGUGAACCAUAGUUAUCCAGAUGUGCUCUUGAACAUCAGAAGUUAUUCCUCCUGUUUCCCAGAAUCCAUCCUGUUUGUUCUCUCUUUUCUCCCUCUCCUUUGCCCACUAGUCUAUACUCAGUUUCUCACCAAUCUCUUUUAGGUUUGUCCAGUAGGUGAGAGCAUGUAGUAUUUGAUGUUUUUUGCCAGACUUAAGUUAACAGAAACCUAGGAAGGAGUUUACCUUUCUAAUUGACACUCAAGAAGUCUUUACAGUAUAAAUGUUAAUCCCGUGUCACAAUAACGUGCUAGACCUUGCAGAUUACUUGGAGGGAAAAAGAUGAAUCAAUUACUGCCCAAAGGAAACAACAGUUUGAAUCAUAUGUAUUCAGCUUCCCCAGGUUUCUUCAUGUGUAUCAAUAUAUUGACUCUUCGCUAACAUUGAGGGAAUGGACCCUACUAUCCUUAUAUCUAGCAAUGGGCAGAAGUGAGAGUCCACCCAGACAGUAUGGUUCCUAAUCCCAUUGUUAUUGUUCUUAACUGCUGUGAUCCAUUGCCUCAGUAGGCUCCUUGAGAUAGGUAGGCCUUGACGUUGAAAGUCUUAUAUGCUCAGCAACUGCAGUGAAUCUAACCCUUGUAUAGACUAAGGUUCUGAGAAGAUAUUUUAGGAAGUGUCUUAAAAGGCAAAGUAAAGCUGGGAGCAUUUGAGGGCAGGGACUGGAGAUUUCUUUUCCCGAGAGAUUGCCCUUGCAUAGUCCAGCUCAGUGGAAGAAAGUUGAGCCUCCUAAUACCCAAUCACUGGAGCUUUGCUGGGGGUGGGAAGGUUACAAAGAAUGAAGUAAAAGGGCACUUGGACAUCUUCCAGGCAAGCCAUGCAGUUGCAUGAAUUCUACAGAUAAAAGUCUGAAAAUAACUGGGGGAAUGGCAAUAAGAGUGGGGACAAGUGAAAGGGAGACAUCUGGAUGAGAUAUCUCUGCCUGUGGAUUUGUGCUAUUUAAAUAGAUGCCAUUACCUCUUAUUCCCCAUAGUCUCCUCAGUGUGGUUUCCACCUCUCCUAAGAUCCCAUCCCAACACUUUGGCUUGAAGAGUUUUAGCACGGGUUUGAAUUAGAUUCUGAUGCCUUUAGUGCUGGGUCAUUUCAGCAUUGGCAGCCAUGUGAGCGACCCUUACUUAUCGGCUCUCUGCCCAGCAAUGGCUGCCCUCACUCUCAUUCCUAAGGUGUCAGAUUUACUCUGAUUUAUUUAACCUUGGCUGGAGAGAGUAUAAAGGUGAUCAGAUAGUGCCAAUCUCUUUGAAGUGCCCAGGACAGCUCAUUUUAAGAGGGAGAGGUCCGGUAGAGAGGCAGGGAACAAACUCUAGGGAAAGACAGUUUUACAGUGCCUUGUUGAAUAGGGUGAGUGGUGAGGUAGUGAAAGUCUACUUCCAGUUUGGGCCUUUAAUUGCUAGCUCAAAACAUUGCAUUUUGAUUAGGAACAUUAUGUUUGUGGUUUUGUUGUGGGGGGGGGGGCUUGUAAUGAACCUCUGUUUCUGAGUUGGAGCUUAAUGUUCUAAUUAGGCCUGCUUUGAAAUCAAUUUCAAAGCUCAGACCUAUCUCCAUCACCUUUGUCAUGCACACAACACAGGAUGUAAGCACAUGAUCUUUGGUCUUUUAUUUGCAUACUCUACUAGUCCUGCCUUCAUUGGCGAGAAGUAACUGGCCAGACCUGGGCUGUCUUGCUGGCUGCCUUCCUUGCUGGGCUCCAACUUAUCUUCUAUGUACAUAGCCCUUGGAGUUCAGAGGCCUCUGCUGACUUCUGCUCAGCCUCUGGCUCUCAGCACCCACAUCCCCACUUGUACAUCUGGGAGCAGAAGAAAAAGAGGGAGCUGGAGAUAAUCUGUGAGAGGCUCCGAAGCCCAGUACAUCCCCCUGACUCAGCCCUGCCCACCUGCUGCUGUGACUACAGCAACAGACAAGACAGCUAGGAAGAUAGGAAGUGAGGUCCAAUACCUUGUGGGCAGUGGUGUCAUUAGCUGCAACGCCUAAGAUGUCUCGAGAGAUGGGAGAACUCACUCAAACCAGGUUACAGAAGAUCUGGAUUCCACACAGCAGCAGUAGCAGCGUGCUGCAACGGCGAAGGGGCUCCUCCAUACCACAGUUCACUAAUUCUCCCACGAUGGUGAUCAUGGUGGGUUUACCAGCUCGAGGCAAGACCUACAUCUCUACGAAGCUCACACGCUAUCUCAACUGGAUAGGAACACCAACUAAAGUGUUUAAUUUAGGUCAGUAUCGACGAGAGGCAGUGAGUUACAGGAACUAUGAAUUCUUUCGCCCAGACAACACAGAGGCCCAGCUUAUCAGGAAGCAGUGUGCUCUAGCAGCCCUAAAGGAUGUCCAUAAGUAUCUCAGCCGCGAGGAAGGUCAUGUUGCGGUUUUUGAUGCCACCAACACUACCAGAGAACGACGAUCGUUGAUUCUACAGUUUGCUAAGGAACAUGGUUAUAAGGUCUUCUUUAUUGAGUCUAUUUGUAAUGACCCCGAAAUCAUUGCAGAAAACAUCAAGCAAGUGAAACUUGGUAGUCCUGAUUACAUAGACUGUGACCAAGAAAAGGUUUUGGAAGACUUUCUAAAGAGAAUAGAGUGCUAUGAGAUCAACUACCAACCUUUGGAUGAGGAAUUGGACAGACAUUUUACAUGAUGAUCUCUUCUCCGAAUGAUGGCUAUGAGGAUUCAUGCAUCUUAAAGUCCCCCAGUCUCUGCAAGAUACACAAAAAAUAUUCAGCAGAUGCAAGUGUUCUGUGGGAGCCACUGCACAUGGAUCCCAGAGCUGCAAAGGGUGAGGCCGUAGAUGUAAAGCACUUCCCUCUAGGAAGAUCAAGGAAACAACUCUUGGAAACCAAAACUAUCAGCAGCCUCAUUGACCCUGAGCCACUCAUGUCACCCUUGAUUCUGGCUCCCACGCCCCUUCCCAUGGAGCUCUCUCAGAUUCUUAAAUAACUAGAGGAUUUACAGCUGUUACAGAAGAUAGAUAAGUCUUAGUUCAUGCUCUAAGUCUUCUGAUCCACUGGUUUCCUCACUCCUGCCUCCCUGCUCCUCAUCCCUGUCUCUCUCCUCCUCCCUCCUCCCCCCUGCUCCUCAUCCCUGCCUCCCUGCUCCUCCCUCCUCCCUGCUACUCAUCCCUGCCUCCCUGCUCAUCCUUGCUCCUCCCUCCCCCCUCCCUGCUCCUCCAGAGACAGACUGUUGUAUUUGAUUAUUACUCAGUGUAUAGUUACUACAGCUGUGCACCUAAGAAAGGGACCACUAGGAACUUGGUGCCAGGACCACAAGUUUGCCAGUGAUGUUUUGGACUAUUUCUAUAUCCCUUCAUACCAAUACUUGGCAUACUAUAUGGUUUGUGACAAGAAUAUUGACUUAUUAUCCACGUGUUUCCAAGUGUUUGAUUCUAACUGUUGUAAGAGUUCUCAAAGGGCAGAUAAGCUCUACCUAAAUAAAGCACAGUGCAUUAUUCAGAUAAAAGAACUUGGGAAUUGCAUUGUGAUUAAGAAAGGUCAAAUGACAGGUUGACUCAAGCUGAAGAAAGGAGAUGGUAGCCGGUGAAGAGCUCCUUGGAGUUGUCAGGAACAGAAUCUCUAGAUCAUAUACCCAGAACAAGACUCAGUAUAACACCUUGUUAGAUAGGAGCUGAAAUACAGAGGCUUGGAAACAGAGCAUGUGGUUGGGACUUUUUCUUGGGAUCAACCUUUCCUACUAUCAGCACCUAAGCUAUGCUUGCUCCUGCUUGGGUCUG
This is a messenger RNA of Rattus norvegicus (Norway rat), 6033 nucleotides long. NCBI's taxonomy places the organism in Eukaryota, Metazoa, Chordata, Mammalia, Rodentia, Muridae. The record is from RefSeq and is a predicted model, not a curated record.